This is a messenger RNA of Zonotrichia leucophrys gambelii, 3551 nucleotides long. It is a transcript of the gene FBF1, whose product is annotated as Fas binding factor 1. Gene Ontology annotation, cellular component: ciliary basal body; centriole; ciliary transition fiber. Bases 120 to 3497 code for a protein of 1125 amino acids. NCBI's taxonomy places the organism in Eukaryota, Metazoa, Chordata, Aves, Passeriformes, Passerellidae. The transcript is spliced from 24 exons. The record is from RefSeq and is a predicted model, not a curated record. Gene Ontology annotation, biological process: establishment of epithelial cell polarity; cilium assembly.
GGCUUCUCAUGUGGCCGGCGCGCAAUAUGGCGGCGUCCAUGGCGAGCGCGGGAACGGGGCCGCGCUGAGCGCGGGGUCCCGGAGCCGGUACCGGGCAGCGGAGCUGGGACCGCCCGGCAAUGGCGGAGGGGCCGGGACGGGCCAGGGCUGGCCCGGCCCGGAGCCACUCCCCAGAUCCCAUCCAGGACGUGCUUGGAGAGCUCCUGGGAUCCGAUGACGAGGCCCCGGCUCCGCCUUCCCGAGGUUCCCGCGCCUCCUUCCUGCAGGAUCCGGAUCCAGUGGAUCCCAUGGAUCUCCGGGAUCAGCUGGACGAGGUGGACGAGCUGGAUGCAGAAAUCCUGGGAAUGGCCAGAGCCGGGUCCAGAACGGGGAAACGCGGCGGGAAGGGGCCGGGCCCCCAAAAAGCCCCGCCCCGUGCCGAUGUCACCUUUGGGGACGACGUCGAUGACCUGAUGGAUUCCCUGGGGCUCGGCAGCGACGGAGCCGGGAGCGCGCCGGGAACACCACGGGGUGCCACCCCGCCUGUGCCCAGCCAGGGGCUCCGGAGGGGCCGCGCCGGGACCCAGGAGCAGCCGGGAAAGGCGGAACUGGAACUGCAGAGGGAGCCCCAGGGGCAGGAGCAGCCGGGGCCGGGAUUUCCCUUCGGAUCCUACGAGCCCUCGGUGGCCUCGGGGACCGGGCGGAGACGGGGACGGAGAUGUUCCGUUGGGAGCAGCUCCCGACGUCCCUCCGGGGCCGAUUGGCUGGGGCUGAAGGAUGAGGAUUUCCUGGGACUGGGGGACGAGGAUUUCCUGGGAAUGGGACAGAAGGACAAGGAUCCCACAGGAAUGGGACAGAAGGACAAGGAUCCCACAGGAAUGGGAUGGAAGGACAAGGAUUUCCUUGGACUGGGACAGAAGGACGAGGAUUUCCCAGGACUGGGAUCAAAGGACAAGGAUCCCGCACGAUUGGGAUCAAAGGAUGAGGAUUUCCUGGGACUGGGAUCAAAGGCCAAGGAUCACCCAGGAUUGAGAUUGAGGAACAAGGAUUUCCCAGGAUUGGGACAGAAGAACAAAGAUCCCUCAGGAUUGGGAUCAAAGGACGAGGAUUUCCCGGGAUUGGGAUCGAAGGACAAGGAUUUCCUUGGAUCAGGACAGAGGGACAAGGAUUUCCCAGGAUCGGGACGGAAGGAUGAGGAUCCCCUGGGAUUAGGACAGAAGGACGAGGAUUUCCCAGGACUGGGAUCAAAGGACAAGGAUCACCUGGGAUUGAGAUUGAAGAACAAGGAUUUCCUUGGACUGGGAUCAAAGGACAAGGAUCCCUCAGGAUUGGGAUCAAAGGACAAGGAUUUCCCAGGAUUGGGACAGAAGAACAAGGAUUUCCUGAGAUCGGGAUCAAAGGAUGAGGACUUCCUUGGACUGGGACAGAAGAACAAGGAUCCCUCAGGAUUGGGAUCAAAGGAUGAGGAUCACCCGGGAUUGGGAUUGAGGAACAAGGAUUUCCUUGGACUGGGAUCAAAGGAAAAGGAUUUCCUGGGAUCGGGACAGAAGGACAAGGAUCCCACAGGACUGGGACAGAAGAACAAAGAUCCCUCAGGAUUGGGAUCAAAGGACGAGGAUUUCCCGGGAUUGGGAUCGAAGGAAAAGGAUUUCCCGGGAUUGGGACACAAGGACGAGGAUUUCCCGGGACCGAAGGCCGAGGACCCCCCCAGCCCCGGUGCCCCCAGAUCCCUACGGAAUUCCCACCCCCGGAGGGUCCCGGAGCCCCCCGAGCCCGGCAGGCUGGAGCCCCCCCGCGGGCAGGUGGCACCAGGUGACACGGCACAGGUGGCACCAGGUGACACAACACAGGUGUCACAGGUGGCAGCAGCCAUGCAGGAGGUGCCAGGUCCUGCCACGCCCGCCCAGGAGGAUCUGGUGUGGGAUCCAGCCCCAUCCCGCCCGGAGAAUGCCCGAGCUCUCCCAUCCUGGCUCUGCCCGGAGCUUCCCGCAGCAUUCCCAGCCCGGAGGCACCAGGAGAAUCUGGGAUCCUCCCCAUCCCAACAACGCCAGCUCCAGGAGGAUUUGGGAUCUCUCCCAUCCCAGCCCCACAAGGAUUUGGGAUCUCUCCCAUCCCAGCCCCACAAGGAUUUGGGAUCUCUCCCAUCCCAGCCGCCCCAGAAGGAUUUGGGAUCUCUCCAUUCCCAGGACCAUCCCGGCUAUGGGGUCGCCCUGCAGACGCUCCAGGCCCGGCUGGAGGAGCUGGAGAACCAGGUGCGGGCGCUGGAGCUGGAGCGGGCGCGGUGGCGGGGCCAGGCCCUGCAGGAGCUCCCGGAGAGCUGCCCCAGAUCUUUGGAUCACCCCAGAUCCCAGAACCACCCCACAACUCAGAAUCACCCCGGAUCCCAGGACCCCCCCAGACCCCAGGAGCAGGACGAGCAGCUCUCAGCGCUCCAGGCCAGGCUGUGCCGGCAGCAGCGGGACGCGGAGCGGGAGCAGAGCCGGCUCCAGGAGGCCGUGGCUGACCUGGAGACCAGGCUGGGGGAGCGGGAGCAGCUCCUGGAGCAGGAGCGCCGCCGCGCCGCCGCCGAGCGCAGCCGUGCGGAUUCCCUGCGGGAGGCGCUGGAGGAGCAGCGCCGGCUCUCGGCUCAGCUGCUGGCCAUGGAGAGGGCGGCGCUGGACGAGGCCAAGGCAGCGUGGCUGGAGGAGCAGCGGGCGGAGCUCCGGGAGCGCUCCGAGGAGCGGCAGCGCCUGGCGGCCGCGUGGGCCGAGCUCCGGCAGCGGGAGCGGCUGGGCCGGGAGCGGGACGAGCAGCACCAGGAGCGAGCCCUGGGCCUGGACACGGCGCUGAGGAGCCUGGCCAAGGAUCAGGCAGAGCUGAAGUUCCGGAGCCGGGAGCUGAGAUCCAAGGAGGAGCAGCUGGCCAGGGACAGGGAGGAGCUGGAGGAGGCCUGGAGGGAGCUGAGGCUGGAGAAGGAGAAGGUUCUGAGGGCUGAGCAGCGGCUGCAGGAGAGGGAGGAGGAGAUCCGUGAGCUGGCCGAGCGCUCGGCGCAGCAGCAGCAGGACGGGCAGCGGGCGCUGCGGGAGGCGCGCCGGGCGCAGCAGGAGCAGCGGCAGCGGCUGCAGGAGCUGCAGGAGCAGCAGGAGCGGCUGCGGCAGCAGGAGCAGCGACUGACACAGGGCCGGCACAGCCUGGAGCGGCAGCGGGAGCAGCUCCGGGAGCUGCAGGAGGAGCUGGGCCCCGCCCUGGGGACAGGGACAGGGACAGGGACACUGCCAGGGACAGGGACACCGCUGGGGACACCGCUGGGGGCUCCAGUGGCCUUGGGGACACUCCUUGGGGACAGGGACACUCUGCUGUCCCCUCCUGCAGCCUCUCCCGGGUUCCUGCCAGCCCUGGGGACGCUCCUUGGGGACAGCGGGGACAGCGCGGCCGCGCUCUACGGACACGUCCUGCUGCUGAAACACCGCGCCAGGAUGGAUCACGAUUUCCUGCAGAGCGAGCGGCUCUUCCUCGACAGCCUCAAAAAAGGGCCCUGACCCCAAUGGAGCUUUGUGAAAAUAAAUAUAAAAAUAAAAAUAUUUAUUUAUUUA